Messenger RNA from Penicillium waksmanii, 1308 nucleotides. Its product is annotated as histidinol-phosphate transaminase. NCBI's taxonomy places the organism in Eukaryota, Fungi, Ascomycota, Eurotiomycetes, Eurotiales, Aspergillaceae. The record is from RefSeq and is a predicted model, not a curated record. Gene Ontology annotation, biological process: L-histidine biosynthetic process. Gene Ontology annotation, molecular function: pyridoxal phosphate binding; L-histidinol-phosphate:2-oxoglutarate transaminase activity. Bases 1 to 1308 code for a protein of 435 amino acids. The transcript has 3 exons.
AUGGCUUCACGAACAUCACCAUUCGACCUGUCGAAAUGCGCAAGGCCCAAUAUUUUGCAAUUGCAACCCUAUCGAUGCGCCAGAGAUGACUACAAAGACGAUGGGACGAAUGUCCUCCUCGACGCGAAUGAGAAUGCCUACGGUCCUGGACUGGCCUUGAACAGCGAAGGUGCUUUGCAGGCGUCCGAGACUGGCAAUGCGACAGGCGCCUCCAAGCCCGAAAUCGACUUCCUGGGCUUGAACCGAUACCCCGAUCCUCACCAGAUUGAACUGAAGCAGCUUUUCUGCAACCUCCGUAAUACUCACCACCACACACCCAAGACCCUCAAGCCUGAGAACCUCUUCGUCGGCGUCGGAUCAGACGAGGCGAUCGACGCGCUCCUCCGAUGCUUCUGUGUCCCCGGAAAGGACAAGAUCCUCACCUGCCCACCAACAUACGGAAUGUACAGCGUGAGCGCACAGGUCAAUGACGUCGAGAUCGUCAAGGUGCCUCUGGACUCCACAAACGGCUUCCACCUCCAGCCCGAGAAGGUCAACGAGGCGCUCGCAGCCGAUGCCUCCAUCAAAUUAGCCUACAUCUGCUCACCGGGUAACCCAACCGCAAACCUCAUCCGCAAAGAAGAUAUCCGCAAGGUGCUAGAACACCCAACAUGGAACGGUGUCGUGGUAGUCGACGAAGCAUACAUCGACUUUGCCGAAGAAGGAUCCAGCUUGGCCGAGUGGGUGACCGAGUGGCCGAACCUAGUCGUGAUGCAAACACUCAGCAAGGCCUUUGGUCUGGCGGGUAUCCGACUCGGAGUUGCUUAUAGCAGUCCCGAGAUUACGCAAUUGUUGAACAGCCUCAAAGCGCCUUACAAUAUUUCCAGCCCCACUAGUGCUCUCGCCUCCGCCGCCCUGACAGCUCCCAAUAUGGCCGUGAUGCGCCGUUUCCGCGAGCAGAUCGUCGCUCAGCGCAACCGGCUGAUCAGCGAGCUACCGCAGAUCCCCGGCGUAGGCCGAUUCCUCGGUGGCUACGAUGCGAACUUCCUACUGGUGGAGAUUUUGGAUGCUGAGGGGCGUCCGAGUAAUGUUGCUGCGCUGGCGGCGUAUGAGGCGAUGGCGGAGAAGCGUGGGGUGGUGGUGCGGUUCCGUGGUAAGGAGUAUGGGUGUGAGGGUUGUCUGCGUAUCACCGUUGGUACGGAAGCCGAGGUCACUAAGUUCCUGCAGGAGCUGCGAUUGGUUUUGACCGGGGUUCGUGCCGGGACUGGCGUUCAGUCGCUUCGUGACGAGGAGAAGCGGGAAGACGCGGCGGCUGCGGUAGUCGCAUAG